Glarea lozoyensis ATCC 20868 is the source of this 444-nucleotide messenger RNA. RefSeq lists its product as uncharacterized. Lineage: Eukaryota; Fungi; Ascomycota; Leotiomycetes; Helotiales; Helotiaceae. The transcript has a single exon. The record is from RefSeq and is a predicted model, not a curated record. Bases 1 to 444 code for a protein of 147 amino acids.
AUGUUUUCUCUACUUUCUACUCUAUCAUUUUUCCUCACUCUAACCACCGCACUUCCAACCACUACCCCAGCCUCACCAGUUUCCGCAAGGUUCGCCAUUUCUGUCGUCACCCCGAACCUCCCCAAUCUCUCUCUCAACGUCGAUCCGUCUGGUACCGUGGGCAUCUACAAGUUCAUUCUUCAACGUCCGACUGCGUAUCCCGGUACGCCGGCCUAUUUCCAGGGUACAUACCUUGACUUCGACACCGGUGAAGAUUCUCCAUACUACAUGCACAUUGAAGAUGGCGAAGGAGUAAGAGACGUCCUUGCCAUCUUUGGGGCUGGCAGUGGUUCUACUGAGUACGGUCUUGUUGGCACAAAAGUCAACGUGACUGGGGAAGCCGCUGGUGAGAACUUUCUGGCCUGCGAAACGACAGCAUACGAGGGUUAUAGCAUUCUGGGUUGA